Messenger RNA from Solanum dulcamara, 426 nucleotides. RefSeq lists its product as uncharacterized. Lineage: Eukaryota; Viridiplantae; Streptophyta; Magnoliopsida; Solanales; Solanaceae. The record is from RefSeq and is a predicted model, not a curated record. The transcript has a single exon. Bases 1 to 426 code for a protein of 141 amino acids.
AUGGACUUAGAACCUAAGGUGUUGUGGGCACUAAAGAAACUAAAUUUGAGUUUGAGUGAAGCUGCAAAUAUCAGGCUAGAACAGAUAAAUGAGAUGGAUGAGUUCCUUCUGAGAGAAUAUGAGAGAGUAGCUAUGUACAAAGAACGAAUGGAGUUAUAUCAUGACCGACAUAUAGAGAAGUGGGAGUUUUGCCCUGGUGACUUGGUAUUAUUUUUCAACUCUAGAUUGAGAUUGUUUCUGGGUAAGCUGAAGUCCAAGUGUUCUGGCCCUUUCACUAUAUCACGAGUGUUUCCACAUGGUGCAAUUGAGAUCGAAGCACAUGAUAGGCACAAGUUUAAGGUAAAUGGGCAGCAGGUGAAGCUAUACUUGGGAUCUAAUGAAGAAGCAAAGACAUUGAGGAGCUCCAGUAUGAUGAAGUCUGAGUAA